CAAAGAUGCUACAUAAGGAGAUCGUCAAGCCUUCCCAUUACCAUCGCCGUAACUGUCACGCAGCGAACAGAUGGCUACCUUGAUGAAUAUAGAGAAUUUAAGCAAUGUGAUUGGCUACUGACAGCACCAAUUGGUCACAGUAUCAAGCUGAUUUUCAUAAAGAAAACGUAUAGCGAGAUACUCCUUGCAUAUGAUGCUGCUACACCACACAACUCAUCCACAAGGACGAUGGAUACUCAAUUUUAUCGAGAGGUAAUAUCCAGUGGACGCCAUCUGUGGUUGAAAAAUGUCAAAAGGUAUACCAGUCACGGAUUUACAGUGAAAUAUAAAGCCUUGAAGAAAAAGAAAGUGUCGCAGUGUUCGCCAUUGAAUGUCAAAAAUGGAAACCUGACCUGCUCAGAUGAUACCUGUCAGCUGACCUGUAAUAUGGGAUAUUUCUCUUUAAGGUCUACAGUUUUGACAUGCGUAGAAGGAAACCAGUGGGCUGGUGUGUUUCCCAAGUGCUUAUCAGUCAAGAUCGUAGGUACUACCAAGAAUCAGUCUAUGGGUCGUGUAGAAGUGUUUGUUGAUGGACAGUGGUACGCGGUGUCUUACAGCAGAGGAUGGACCAUCCAAUCAGCUAACAUUGUCUGUCGAAUGCUGGGUCUUCCCAAUGCAACAGCAGCACCAGAAGGUUCCAUAUUUCCUUCUACAACAAGAUACACGUUAAUGCAGGUUGAACGUUGCACAGGACACGAGACAUCGAUAUUUGAUUGCAGUGUUCGUCUUUUAUCUAACGCUAAUAAUUAUGGACAGGGUUAUGCAGCGGGAGUAAUAUGUGGUUAUGUGAGAGCUAAAGUUGAAGUCAAGGCAACCUCCCCAAACAAAAUGCAACCCAUAGGAGAAGUUUUGCUCUCUGUCAACGGCGUGAGAGCACCUCUCGGGGUCAACAACUGGGAUAAGAACGCCAUGGAUGUAGUGUGUCGAAUGAUGGGCAUCGAGGGACCUCAUGAUGCACCUCCUUUAACUAUGCUUUUGGAGGAUAGUGAAAAUGGUGUGUGGGUAGACCACGUGAAGUGCUUAGGAAACGAGAGUUCUUUACUGGACUGUGAUCAUCCAGGGCUGAGGAACAAGAAUCAAUACAGUUUAUUUGGCUCUUAUGAAAAAGCGUUAGUAGCUUGUGGACAAAUGAACCUUACUCUGCAGCUAAGCAGAGGAGUGAACGAACAAGAUGGAAUUAUCCAGGCAUAUUUUAAUGGCAUCGAGGGAGGUACUGACUUCCAGACUUUUUCUAGUGCUGAUCUCUUGGUAAAUGGAAACGUGGCUUGCCGCAUGCUUGGGCUCCCCACACCUGCUUACCACAUUGGAGGGAUUAGAAGUGGUAACUUUCCCGGAAAUUGGGAGCUGGUGUUGUCACAAGUGCGUUGUCAAGGAAACGAGAAGUUUUUACUAGAUUGCAAUUAUACAAUAACAUCGGCGAGUUUUCAUAGCUUCUAUUUCCUUAGUGUAAAACGGCAAAUUUUAAUCUGCAGUGAAGGUAGGUUGGUCAUGUUGUGAAAUUAAUUAGUUAUGUCCGCAUGAUUACUUAGAUCGUAGACGUGAUCAAUCAUUAGUUAGACAGACACAAAGAAAGAUAACGGAGAGAUAUU
Actinia tenebrosa (Australian red waratah sea anemone) is the source of this 1628-nucleotide messenger RNA. RefSeq names its product scavenger receptor cysteine-rich type 1 protein M130-like. NCBI's taxonomy places the organism in Eukaryota, Metazoa, Cnidaria, Anthozoa, Actiniaria, Actiniidae. The record is from RefSeq and is a predicted model, not a curated record. Gene Ontology annotation, cellular component: membrane.